UUUAUUCCGUGCUAAUUACAUGGUACGUUCCCUUGUCCAUCCAGUUCUCUUUAGUGUUUGCCAAUGUUGGAGGUGUAACUGGGGUCUGGCCCUGGACAAAGGAAUAGAGCAUGGCUCAAGUGAAAGUACAGACCACAGCACCCCUGGCUGGUCCUGGCCUCUCCCCUGGAGUUUCACCCACUGCCAUGGCCAGCUCAGGAUCUCUGGGUCUGCAGCCUUCUGUCAACGGCACAGGCCCGGCCCCCACACCCGCCUGUCCUGCUCCUGCAGUCGGAUAUGGGGACGCCCCUGUGUCUGCCUCACCACCAGGCUCGCCCCAGGAGAACAUGGCAAACCCUAAAGAGAAAACUCCAAUGUGCUUGGUGAAUGAGUUGGCCCGUUUCAACAGGAUCCAGCCUCAAUACAAGCUCCUCAACGAACGAGGCCCCGCACACGCUAAGAUCUUCACUGUGCAGUUGACUCUUGGGGAGCAGGUGUGGGAGGCAGAGGGCACCAGCAUUAAAAAGGCCCAGCACUCUACUGCUGCCAAAGCGCUGAGCGAGAGCGUCCUUCCCAGGCCAGCGCCACGCUCCCCUAAAGCAGACGUCAACAGCAACCCAGGCAUCCUCAUUGACACAGGCAGUAUAACACCCACAGUGGAGCUGAACGGCCUAGCCAUGAAGAGAGGGGAGCCUGCUAUAUACCGGCCUUUGGAUCCUAAGCCCAUGCCCAACUACAGAGCUAAUUACAACUUCAGAGGGAUGAUAAACCAAAGGUACCAUUAUCCUGUUCCUAAGAUCUUCUAUGUGCAGCUUUCUGUGGGGAGUCGGGAGUUUAUUGGGGAGGGACGAACCCGCCAAGCAGCGAGACACAACGCUGCCAUGAAAGCUCUCCAAGCCCUGCGCAAUGAACCCAUCCCCGAACGGCCACCGCAGAGCCCUGAGGAGAAAACAGAGGUUCAGGAAGGAACUGAUGCAAGUAAAUCAGAGAUCAGCCUGGUUUAUGAAAUCGCUCUCAAGAGGAACUUGUCUGUUAAUUUUGAGGUGUUGAAGGAGAGCGGUCCCCCACACAUGAAAAGCUUCCUGACCCGAGUCACUGUUGGAGAGUUUGCUGCUGAGGGUGAAGGAAACAGUAAGAAGCUGUCGAAGAAGCGUGCUGCUCUGACCAUCCUGCAGGACCUGAAGAAGCUGCCCUUCAUACCCACCGUGGAGAAACCCAAGACGCACUACAAGAAACGCACCAAGACUAUCCUCAAGACGGCUCCGGACUACGGUCAGGGCAUGAACCCCAUCAGCCGUCUAGCCCAGAUCCAACAGGCCAAGAAAGAGAAGGAACCAGAGUACCAGCUGCUUUCUGAAAGAGGGAUGCCUAGACGUCGAGAGUUUGUCAUGCAGGUGAAGGUGAAUAACGAGGUUGCCACGGGAACAGGACCUAACAAGAAGGUGGCCAAGCGUAACGCUGCUGAGGCGAUGCUGCUGCAGCUGGGAUACAAGGCCUCCACUGUCCCUCAGAGCCCCUCAGAGAUGGACAACAAAGGCUGGAACGGACAAAAGGCGUCUUUUACCGAAGCAACAAGUAACACUCAGAAGGGGCUCCUCCACCUCAGCCCGGACGUGUAUCAGGAGAUGGAAGCCAGUAGAAAGCAGAACAGCAGUGCACCGAGCUCUUGUGGCAGCGGUGGAGGGUCCAUCAACUACAUACCAUCUAAAGACAUGGGGUCCUGCUCUGCCCCAGUACCCCCAGGAAAUGCCCCGUAUUACAGCGGCUCACCCUCAUCAACCAGCCCGACCGCUACUAUGGCCCGGGAGCUGCUGCUGAACGGUCAGGCACCUCAGUCCCCCACGGCUGAUGGCUCUGUGCCCAUGAAGGGGAAGAACAUGGCCUGUGGCGUCUCCGUGCAGCCAGCGCAGCAGCUGGACUACCUGGCUCACAUCCAGGGCUUCCAGGUGCAGUACAGUGAUGCACAGAGUGGGAAGGAGAAUGUGACCUAUCUGACCUUAUCCCCUGUGCAAAUGACUUUCCACGGCACUGGGAGUACUCUCCAAGCCAGCCAUGAUCAGGCUGCUCUAAGUGCCUUGAAACAGCUGUCGGAGCAGGGCCUGGACCCCAUCGAUGGCCCCAUCAAGACUGCUGAACCAUGUGGGAGGGAGGACGGACAUUAAACAGACUAACUCAGGCACCACCACUCAGGUCUGCAAGGAUUCAAAGGCUGUCGUCAAGGAGCUGACUACCCCAAACCCCCUUCCUUCUACAAAACUCUCCCACCACCCUCCCAAAUCCCUUAAAACCCAUGGCCAUGCCCCGAAUUAGCCAAAACCUACACCCCAAUACACCCUCACCCCACGAUUGCCACUGUAUCCUGCAAAACCUGUCAACAUGCAAUAGGGUGGAUGUACACCGAGAAAUGACCGACUAAAACACCAUCACCUGAGUCUAUGUGAAGACAACGCUAUCUUAACAUGUUUAUUGAUCCUUUCUAUCGAAAUCCGAAUGACAAAACACUAAGUAAUGAGAUAAUUGCAUGGUACUGUCUGGAAUCAAGGGAAGUCCAAAGUGAAAUAUACAUAAAAGACAUUUUUCCCUUUGGAUAAAUGUUGCUAUGGUUAAAACAAAUAUGUACAUCAUGCCAUUGAUUUCCUAUAGAAACCUUUUGAAGGAGAGAAACCAACUUGCGUACCGUAGCUUUUGUUUUUAUUCGGAGGUAUUAUGUUACCUUUAUUUUUGUUUUGUUUUGUUGUUAUUUUAUUAAUCUAACAAUGCUUGAGUACUGUCUUUCAAAUUAACCAAUGCCAGUGCUGUGAAAGUUGUAGUUGUUGUCUUCAUAUAUAGUCACCCAGCUUACCUGUAUGCUGACAAAGAAAAAAGACAAAACAGUUCAUCUACUCUAUGGAUGUGUAUGACUUUGCAAGAGUAUCAUAUUACGAAAAGAAACACAAAAGUUUUUUAUGUGGACAAAAAAAAAGCAAAACUGGUGUUAGCAUUAAUCAUAAGAAGUGUUGCCCACCGAGGAGGGACGGUUGGACCGGUCUCCUUCCAGUCCUGUCUCAACGUGACCCCACACCGGCAUAGCAUCGCUGGAGCACUGCCCUUUGAACAGCCGAGGCAAAACUUUUUAACCUAUAAAGAGGCCAGUCCUGAUUGAGAGCGGUUAGAUGUUUGCACACAUCCUCUGAUGCCAGUAAACUUUUAACGUAGAGUCUGAUUCAGACUGCAUGUUCUUCAGUCAAAGAGAAGUUUUCACUAUUCCAGUGAUUUUGUGUCAGUGGAUGUCCCCUCUCUGCCCCCCUUACAGUUUUGUCGAUCACAUCUACACCCAUUGUGUGUGUUUAUUGACUUGCCAAGGCAUCAACUGGGUGCUUUUAAUGCCUGCGAUUCUGAAGUGCACCUUUUGGAGCAGAGAGAGCCCGCGGUUAAAAAAAAAAUGCCGACUCCCGCCCCUGAAUGCCACUUUGGAUCACUUUGUCCACUGACAUUGAGGAUGUGUCUCCUUCUUCGCUGUGAGUGCAAUGUGUAAAAGUCCGUUUCUGUGACUGAAAUGCAGUAAAAACACCUCAGUUUAUGUGGAAAA
This is a messenger RNA of Nothobranchius furzeri (turquoise killifish), 3547 nucleotides long. The record is from RefSeq and is a predicted model, not a curated record. Lineage: Eukaryota; Metazoa; Chordata; Actinopteri; Cyprinodontiformes; Nothobranchiidae.